Messenger RNA from Daphnia carinata, 4885 nucleotides. RefSeq names its product chitin synthase chs-2-like. Gene Ontology annotation, molecular function: chitin synthase activity. Bases 140 to 4828 code for a protein of 1562 amino acids. Lineage: Eukaryota; Metazoa; Arthropoda; Branchiopoda; Diplostraca; Daphniidae. The transcript is spliced from 16 exons. Gene Ontology annotation, cellular component: cell periphery; cell septum. The record is from RefSeq and is a predicted model, not a curated record.
UGACAUUGUCUCCCAUUUUUUGUCUAGCCCAAAGUAAUUUGUUUUUUUGCUUAAUAGUGCACUGUGAUCAUCUAUACAGGAAGUGGGUGUUGCGACAUUUUUACCCCUGACUGGUUGACACCUACAAACGUCUUCCGAGAUGGCCAUGGAGACGGCCAGGUUGGUCGACGGCUACGACGACUUCAGCGAUGAAGAAGAAACACCUCUCAACGGGCCAACAGGCGAAGAGCCAAGAAAACCAUGGGAUCCGUUCCGGACGAAGCCGCCGAAGGACACGACUGGCUCGUUGGCAAACGCGGCUGCUGUGGAAGCCUUUUCUCAAAUCGCCAAAGUCAUUGCCUACAUCGUGACGUUCUGCAUUUUUCUAAUGGGUGCUGUUAUUGCUAAAGGAACUCUCCUCUUCAUGACGUCGCAAAUUAAAAUAACGGAUAAGAAACCGGACGUUCAACAUCCCUACUGCAGCACCCGUGCCGGAAGAGAAAUUGAAGCCUCCGUCAGCAUGGAAGAGCGUGUUGGUUGGGUGUGGGCCAUUUUCUUUUGUUUCCUCGUGCCCGAAUUCUUCAUGUGGUUUCGUUCGACUCGUAUUUGCCUCUUCCGCACGUGGAAGAAACCAACCACGAUGGAAUUCUCUAUCAUCGCUACGUUUGAAACGUUACACGUUAUCGGCUUGGCCCUAUUGGUCUACUUGGUCCUGCCUAAUUUGAAAGUAGUCGAAGCUGUCAUGUUGACCAAUUGCGUCUGCCUCGUUCCAGCCCUUCUCAAAUUUUUUUCACGCUUCAGAGAUGGGACGAACGAACGAACCCUUCCUUAUUUGCUAACAGCGGACAGUUUGGCCAUCCUCGCCCAGCUGAGUGGCCUUUUUCUGUGGGCGGCGCUCAAUUGGUCAGCAACCAACAAUGUCGUUUGGAUCUUGCCCUUUUCUCUGUUCUUCACGUCGUUCGGAUGGUGGGAGAAUUACGUGGAUAAAGACUCACCUUUCGUCGUUAUCAAAUACCUGGGAGGAAUCAAAGAGAAUUUGAAACGGACUCGCUAUUUCAGCUACGUGUUCUUGACCGUUUGGAAGACCGCGGUUUUCUUCGUUUGCAUGUUGUGCAUCGAUUGGAUCUUUGUCGGAUCGGUGAGCCACUUGUUCGACUAUUUUUACAUCUCUUUCCACGAACACCCGUACAACGUGACCGAGAUUAAACUGCCUGAUCAAGCGACGCGAUUGACAAGUGCAGUGGCCGGAUCGAUAGGAAGUGCGUCCCAAACCGAAACUCUGACCGCCUGGCCCCAUACGGCCGCUUACGUUUUCUGCAUUCAAGCCGGAACGGCUUUGGCUUGUUUCUUGGCCGGGAAAUUCGCUUGUAAAAUCCGUAUCCAGGGAAUCGGUUUCGCUCUGCCCAUCAACCUGUCCGUACCUACGACCAUCACUCUGCUGAUUACUUUCUGCGGAUUGAAAAUGGGCAACGCCUGCAUGUUCUCCGACGUCAUUCCGCCCCAUUUGUUCUUCGAAUGCCCCGACGGUGGUUACCUGCUGGCCACGUUGACCAACCAACACGCCUGGGCGUGGGUCUUUUGGAUCAUUUCUCAGGCGUGGAUCACGUCCCACAAUUGGACCCCGAAAUGCGGAAGACUCGCAACCACCGAGAAGCUCUUCGUCUACCCGUUUUACAAUGCGUUCCUAGUUGACCAAUCGAUGGCGAUGAGUAGGAGACGUGACGAUGAAGUCGAAGUUGAGACCAAACAAUUGAAACAAAUCGAUUCGACUGAUGUGGAGUUGAGUCAAAAGUACGGCGAGGAUGUGAUGCCUAGCCCGGCCAUGAACGAUUCGGACUCGGAGGGCAGUGAUGAUUCGGCUGAAGAUCGAGUUAGACCUACCGAUCACAUCACUCGCAUCUACACUUGCGCUACUAUGUGGCACGAAAACACGGAAGAAACGGUCACUUUCUUAAAGUCAAUCUUUUACCUGGAUCAGGAUCAAAGUUCCAGGAGAUUAGCUCAACAAUACUUGAGGAUUGUCGAUCCGGAUUACUACGAAAUUGAGACGCACAUCUUUUUCGACGACGCGUUCGAGCUGAGCGACGACGAUGAUGACGAAAUGGUUGUCAACUCUUACGUGAAAAUGUUGAUCGACUGCAUGGACGAGGCGGCUAGCUUCGUCCACCAGACGAACGUCCGCGUUCGGGCGCCCAAAAAGUACCCAACACCUUACGGAGGUCGUCUAGUUUGGACUCUGCCGGGCAAAACGAAAAUCAUUUGCCAUUUGAAAGACAAACAGAAGAUUCGCAACAGGAAGAGAUGGAGUCAGGUUAUGUACAUGUACUACCUGCUGGGACACAAACUGAUGGAACUGCCCAUCUCUGUGGAUCGCAAGGAAGUCAUCGCUAGCAACACUUACUUGCUGGCCCUCGACGGCGACAUUGACUUUAUGCCCGACGCUGUCCGACUACUCAUUGACUUGAUGAAGAGAAAUUCCAACUUGGCCGCUGCUUGCGGUCGCAUUCAUCCUGUCGGAUCAGGUUUAAUGGCCUGGUAUCAAAUGUUCGAGUACGCUAUCGGCCAUUGGCUCCAGAAAGCCACCGAGCACAUGAUUGGCUGCGUGUUGUGCAGUCCCGGAUGCUUCUCCCUCUUCCGCGGCAAAGCUCUGAUGGACGACAACGUUAUGGCCAAAUACACGACUAAAUCGAGCGAAGCCCGUCACUACGUCCAGUACGAUCAGGGCGAAGAUCGUUGGCUGUGUACCCUCUUGCUCCAAAGAGGCUACCGUGUCGAAUACUGCGCAGCUAGCGAUGCCUUCACUCACUGCCCGGAAGGAUUCGAUGAAUUUUACAAUCAACGUCGUCGUUGGGUUCCCUCCACAACGGCCAACAUCCUCGAUCUUUUGGGCGAUUACGAGAGCGUCACCAAAGUGAAUGACAACAUUUCAUUCCCUUACAUUUGCUAUCACAUUAUGCUGAUGAUUGGAACAGUUAUCGGACCUGGAACUAUUUUCCUUAUGAUCGUCGGUUCUUGGAGUGUAGCUUUCCACGUUGACAACUGGACAAGUUUCUGGAUCAAUUUAGUGCCCAUCUUGCUUUUCAUCAUUAUUUGCCUAACAACGAAAGCCAAAUUCCAGGUGUUUGUUGCCCAGAUUAUGAGCGUCGCUUAUUCGAUUGUCAUGAUGGCCGUCAUGGUGGGCAUCAUCCUGCAGUUAUCCGAAGAUGGAUGGCUAUCGCCGUCGGGCAUCUUCUUGGUCUUUACGGCCUCCAGUUUCAUCGUGGCCGCCUUGUUACAUCCCCAAGAAUUCUGGUGUUUGCCUUGCGGUCUUAUCUAUUACUUGACCGUACCCUCCAUGUAUUUGUUGCUCAUCAUUUACUCGGUCUGCAACCUGAACAACGUCUCAUGGGGAACGCGUGAAGCCCCUCAGAAGAAGAAGAAAUCAAGCAGCGCCGAUGAGGCCGCAGCGGCCGCUAUGGCGGCAGCUCAGAAGAAGAACAAGGGCAACGCUUUGUUGAGCUUCUUCCAACAGACGACAAAAGACAAGCCAGAAGACGAAGGAUCAGUCGAGUUCUCUUUGGCCGGCCUCUUCAAAAUUAUGUGCUGCGUCCACCGCAAGCCGGACAACGGCGAGAAACAUCAACUGCUUUGCAUAUCCGAAUCGCUGACAACUCUUAAUAAGAGAUUGGACAGUAUCGAGAGGUUUAUUAAUCCCAACUUCUCCGGACCUCGCAAGAGUUUCUCACGAGGCGGUUCGACCAGAGGAUCCGUCCGCGGCGGAAUUCCGCUAUCGUCGUCUUCGGGCAGUGCCAAAGUCAAUGACAUUGAAAUGAAUAAUUUGAGCGUUGUCAACGAGAUGGACGACGAGGAAGUGUACGACGAUUACAGCGAUGAUAACAGCGAAAAUAGCGAAAUGACAGCUAUGAAAGAGGAGCGAGAUCCUCUUAUCAAUCCUUACUGGCUGGAAGAUAAGGCCCUCGUGCGGGGUGUCGUGGAUUUCCUCACCGGACCUGAAAUUCAAUUCUGGAAGGAUAUGCUCGAAAAGUAUUUGUACCCAAUCGAUGAAGACAAAGCCGAACAGGCUAAAAUCGCUGCGGCACUCAAGGACCUCCGCAACAAGUCCGUGUUUACAUUUUUCAUUCUAAACGCGCUGUACGUGACGAUUGUCUUCCUGAUGACCCUGGAGAAAGACAAAGUGCAUAUUGAUUGGCCCCUCGGCAUUCAAUACAACAUCAGCUACGAGUAUUUCGAUCCUCCAGGCUGGCCAACGGUUAAUGUUGAAAUGACGUAUCUACAACUCGAACCUAUUGGUAUGGUCUUCCUUUUGAUGUUCGCCUCGGUCAUGAUUAUCCAGUUCGUCGCCAUGUUCUUCCAUCGUUUUGGAACACUCUCUCAAAUCAUUGCCACCACCGAUAUCAAGGCCUGCAGUAAAAAGAUGGACGACGUAUCGGACGAAGCCUACCUGGAGAAGAACGCUAUUAAGAUCGCCAAAGAAUUGCAACAAUUAAAAGGCGCAGACGAUGACGAAGAGGACAAAUAUUCCGAUCGCAAAGAUCACGUUAGCCGCCGGCGUACUAUCCACAAUUUGCAACAAUCGCAGAAGAAGACCCAAUUCACGGGCAACUUGGACGCCGCCUUCCGUAAACGUAUCGAUUCAAUCAGCGCGAAUAUCGAUUCCAAUGAUCCGAACGUGAGGAAUAGACUGUCGGUACGAAGAGACACGCUGCACAAGUUGGCCAGCCGUCGUAGUACGGUCAUGAACGAAGUCAGGCGAAGAUCAUCCGUCGCGUUCCAGGCGCACGACGCCAUAAAAGCGCGUCGCCGAUCCAGUAUGGCCAUGGCAACCAAUCACGAAAACGAUUUCGAAUAAUCGUGAUUUGCGUUCAACAACUAUAGCUCUAUUACCUUAUCUUUUUUGCAGCAGCAG